GACUUGCGCGAGGUAGCCCCCUGCCGGGCGUGCUAGGAGCCGUUGCAUAGGAGAGAGUUUGCAAAGGAGGACCAGACGGGAGCAUCUUUGGAAGGGACAGAGAAGCUCCACAGAGUUCUGCAUUCUGAGUCUGGUGUGCAGAUGCUGCUCAGGCGAGGCUGGAGUCGGACGGCACUCCUGUUGAUGCAGCAAAGAGCGCGAUCCCACGGCACAAACUGACUCCCCACCUGGAAGGAAGAUGAAGGGGGCCACCAGGCCGUGGAGCACGGCCCUCUCCAAGCAGGGGUGCCAUGGGACAGAACGAGGGAAACCUCUGCCCUCCGCCUCCAUCGGCAUGAAGACCUCCAAGUCAUCCACCUCCCUCGCCUUCGACUCCCGGCUCAGCAAGCUGAAGAGAGCCAGCAGUGAAGACAUGCUCACAAAGCCAGGCGUCAUGGCAGCCUCAGGAGGCUCCCGGCUGAAGAAGACCAUCACCACGGGGGCCAUUUCCGAGCUGGCUGAGAACCGACUGCGGCCCGCCUCAGGUUCCAUCCCAUCGGCGAAACGCACCGGGAUCCCAGCCCCGCGGGAGCUGUCGACUGCCCCGGGCAGAGACAAGGCCUCCCUGAGACCCAGGAAGGCUCAGCCCAGCCCCACUUCCUCCGGGGCGCCGACGCCCACCAAGCAUUCGCGCCCGGCCCCCAAGUGCAAGAAUGAGGGGGACGCCGGCGAUAAGGCCACGCUGGAGUCGCAGGUCAAGGAGCUGCUGGCCGAGGCCAAGGCGAAGGACUCGGAGAUCACCAAGCUGCGGAGCGAGCUGAAGAAGCACCAGGACCGGGAAUGGGUGCACUGCGAGCUGGACCACCCCGCAGGGGUGUCGCCAGCCGAGGCGGAGUCCCUGGUCCGCACCCUCCAGGACCAGAACCGGGCUUUCCAGAGGGAGCUGCUGAGCCUCGGGGAGGAGAACCGCCUCUUGAGAGAGAAGCUCAGCCGCCUGGAGCAGUCACCGCUAUCAGACACCCUGAGCAGCAGCGGGGGCUGCGGAAGCAGCCUGGCCACCCCCACCACGCAGGAGUCAAGCUUCGGCAGCCCCACGCAACCCCCCGGGAACCCCCGGGCCAACAGGGGCACAGCCCCCCUGCGGAACUCGGGGUCGUCCAGCAGCGACGUCACCAAGGCGUCCCUGUCCCCGGACGCCUCAGACUUUGAGCACAUCGCGGAGGCGCCGUCCAGGCCCCCGUCAUCGGGGAGCCACCCCUCCCAGGCCCCGCAGGACUCCCCCGCCGGGAGCUCCCCCAACAACGCCAGCGACCUCUCGGUGGCCUCGCUGACGGAGCGGAUCCAGAGGAUGGAAGAGAACCACCACUGCACGGCCGAGGAGCUGCAGGCCACGCUCCAGGAGCUCUCCGACCAGCAGCAGGUUGUGCAGGAGCUGACAGCAGAGAACGAGCGGCUGGCCGAGGAGAAGGCCCUGCUGGAGGGCUCCUUCCGGCAGCACCGCGAGAGAGCCGAGCAGCUUGGCCAGGAGAACGAGAAACUGGCGGCCCUCCUGCAGGAGCGGCCGGCCGGCGACGACGGCAAGGCCAAGACCAUCCAGGAGCUGGAGCAGCGGUGCGGGGAGCUGCAGGAGAAGGCCCAGUUUGAGCGGGAGAAGCUGCUGAACAUCCAGCAGCAGCUGACCAGCAGUUUGCGCGGCCUGGAGAGGGAGCACCAGGAAGCCCAGGCGGCCACCCGGGGCCUGCGGGAGGAGGCCGAGCGGCUGGGAGGCCUGCUGGAGACAGAGAGGCAGGGCGCAGCCGGUCUGGCCAGGGCCCUGGAGGACUGCAAGGUGGCCCUGGAGGGGCUGAGGAUUGAAAACGGCUCGCUCCGGGCCCAGCUGGACAGCGCCAAGCAGAAGGCGGCGGACAUGGACACCGUUGGGCGGGGCGGGGACCCCGGCGCCAUGCAGGAGAUGCUGAAGGGAGCCCGCGGGGAGAGGGACCAGCUGGAGCUGGCCUGCACGGAGCUCAGGCAGGAGCUGCUGAAGGCGCACAGCGAGGUGAAGACCCUGCAAGGGCAGCUGGCCAAGACUGAGAAGGAGCGCGCUCAGCUGAAGGAGACCUGCGACCGUCAGGCGGACCAGCUCAGCCGAACCAACCUCAAGCUCCAGGAGAAGAUGUCAGAGAACGAGGCAGAGUUCAAGAACCUGAAGGAGACCAUCUUUGAGCUGGAAGACCAGGUGGAGCAACACCGGGCGCUCAAACUGCACGACAACCAGAUCAUCAGCGACUUGGAGAGUAAUCUACUGAAAAUGGAAGUCCAGAAGACGGAUUUGGAAAGGCAGCUGAAGACCCUGAACAAGCAGAUGAAGGAGGACACGGCUGAGUGGCGCCGCUUCCAAGCCGACCUGCAGACGGCAGUGGUCGUGGCCAACGACAUCAAGUGCGAGGCCCAGCAGGAGCUGCGGACGGUGAAGCGCCGGCUGCUGGAGGAGGAGGAGAAGAGCGCCCGGCUGCAGAAGGAGCUGGAUGAGGCCCAGGGCGGAAGCACAAGGCCAACCAUCGAGGUGAUGGACGCAGUCGAGGCGGAUCCUGCCAGCCGCUGGCAGGGGGUCUCCGUCAGCCGUUCGUCGCCGACGCCCCCCGAGUCCCUGGCCACCGUCAAAUCGUUGAUCAAGUCGUUCGACUUGGGGUGCCCAGGUGGUCCGGGGCAAAGCGUUCCUGUCCACAAGGUCUCCCGGAGCCCCCUCAGCGGCAUUCCCACCAGGACAGCUCCGGCUGCUGCCGUCUCGCCCAUCCAGAGACACUCCACCUUCAGCAACCCAAAGCCCUCUGGGAAGGCAUUUUCCAAGCACGCUGAUCUUCCAGAGCUUCCCUUGGCAGACUUGCUGAAAGGGAGAAGUGAGGACCUGAAGCCAGACCACUUUCUCCGCAAAAGCCCCUCGCUGGAAUCCCUGAGCAAACCGCCCUCCAUGUCCUUCUCCAGCAGAAUGCUCCCCUCCACCCACAGCGGCCUGAAACCCCCCAGCAAGCUCAGCGUGGAGAGAAAGGACCCUUUGGCCGCUUUGGCGAGGGAGUAUGGCGGCUCCAAGAGGAACGCCCUGCUGAAAUGGUGUCAGAAGAAAACAGAGGGGUACCCAAAUAUCGACAUCACCAACUUCAGCAGCAGCUGGAGCGACGGCCUGGCCUUCUGCGCCCUCCUGCACACCUACCUGCCUGCCCACAUUCCCUACCAGGAGCUCAACAGCCAGGACAAGAAAAGAAAUCUCCUUUUGGCAUUCCAGGCUGCCGAAAGCGUUGGCAUUAAACCCAGCUUGGAGCUCAGCGAGAUCAUGUACACGGACCGCCCCGACUGGCAGAGCGUUAUGCAGUACGUCGCCCAAAUCUACAAAUAUUUCGAGACCUGAGUUCCGGAGCCGGGAGGAGGAGGAGGAGGAGGAGGAGGAAGGCGUCUGAAGAACACCAUGCAACGCACUAGAUCACUUUAAAAGGAAAACACAAAAGGGACCCUCCCCCUUCAAUCCUGCCUGACAGAGGCCCCGGCAGACGUUUCUCGUGGCCCCAGAAAGGACUGGCCACGAUCCAGCCCAGGCCUGCAGCCUGAAGCAGAGUGGAGGGGCUCUGCUUGGCUUGGGACUAUUUUUUUGGGGGGGGGACGCAGGAAAUAACAUCUCCCCCAUACUUGACCGUGCCAAAUAACUCCUUUUCACCCAGGGUGCCCUGCGCUGUGGGACAGAGAACAACUCCCCUCGUCGCCGGACAAAUUGGUGGCCUUGUGCACAGCCUCUGGAGGUCCCCAAGGGCAUCAGAAGUUGCUGCUUUCCCCCUCUUUAAUUUCACAAAACCUGGUUGUGGCUUCCCCUCUUCAUGGGUCCCCUGGAAAGGCUUCCUUGCUUCUCUCCCCGGAGGCUCAAGAAAAGAGCAGGGUGGGCUGGCUUCCUGAAACAGGCUGCGCUGUGUGGAACAGCCAGGACCCCUUGAAACAUGACAGCAUCUUUGGAAAAAACAAAACACCAAACUUAAAAUCCCCUUACAAGGCCCCCCCCUCCCCUAAUGACAGCUGCCUUGGCCCAGUCUCACGCAGCUGGUAGGGCGGUAGAGAGAGCCAGGCUGAUCUUGGCUUUUGCAAAUUUCCCCCCAUCCCAGGACCAAUUUAGGGACUGACGGGAUCUGAAUAGGCUUCUGUCCAUCCAGGACCCGCACUGUCUUGAGUAUGGAUGCAGGGAGAGGAGGGGGAGCCCUUCUGAUCGUUGCUCCACAAGGCUAGAGGAAGCCAUUAUCAGGCCCAGAUCUCCCGCCCACCCAGGAUCUGUGUUCUGACUGGAUCACUUUGAUGCCCGAUUUAGCCCGCUGGGGUUUUGUUGCAGAACAAAGACUGUGUGUCUCUCUAACUUGUUGCACGGGGAUUUCAGCAGGUGUCUUUUCCGUAAUAGUGGGAGAAGCGGUGCCUUCUAAAAAUCUCCCCGCCCCCCCCAGUGCCUCCAAGUUGGUGCAGGAGAUGCAAGAGUUGUGUUCUGUUGUGCAAACCUGCUUGUGUUGCUGCAGACAUCUUAUUUGUCUAAUCCACGGGGAACAUCUGCGGCCUACAGGAAGUUGCUGGACUAAAACUCCCACCAUCUCUGACCAGUGGCAUCUGCAGGGCCACAGAACCGUCCUCAUCAAACCGGAGGCGGGGAUCCAAAUGCAGAACCAAGACAUGUUGGGAAGCCUGAUUCCCAGGUUAAAGGCACCAGUUGCUAGCUUGAGUAGUGGAGAGAAAAGGUUGUGGGGAAAAUGUGGUUUUUUGUGGGGGGGUGAGAGGGUUAGGUCUGCACAUGCUGAUUUUUUUUUUCUUGGGGGGUGAUGGCCUUUGGUGGGGCCAACAGCUUUUGAAAAUCUGGAGUUGCCAAAAAAAUAUUAAUUUCCUGCCACGUCCCACCUGCCCUUUUCACAGCCGUGCCAACAGGAAACUCCCCACAGCUCCAGUCUGUCCCAUCCAAGCGGACACAAUGUAAAAGCUUUACCUACUGAGAUUCCACCUGCUGCGCUUCUGCUAAGAGCGCAGGAGCCCUUCCAGGGGAGAAGAGGGAAGAGUUGGCAAGCCUGUGAGGGGAGGGGAAGUCUCUGAAAAUCUGCAAGUUAACGUCAUGUUGAAAGUGACUUGCCCUUAGCUCACAAGGCGAGCCUCAGCGUAGCGGAUUUAUGCGGCAUCAAAAGCCUGAAAAUUCUUGCAGCGACUGAGGGCUUCUCUGCAAGGACUCAGGUGCCCUUUAAGUGUGAGCUUGAAGCGCUGAGUCAAUGACCUGUGUGGGUGAAAGCCAGGGUUAGCAGCGCCAAACGCACCGACCUUCCCCAGCCCGGUUUCACGACACCUGUGUGUCACCGAAGGGCCACCACGAAACCUCCUUGGCUGGCGUCAGGAGCACCUGAAGGCCACCAGGUCACAAACACAAGUGGCGCUUCCUUUGGCUUGGUAGAAUUUCCUCCUUGCCGCUUUGGUGUGACUCGCCGGCUCCUUUCUGAGACUCGGGAGGCAAAGCCUGUCACAGGAGUGCCGUGUGUGGGUGACAUGACCCGUGGGCACAAACCCCAGGGUCCCCUAGAGGAUGCUGCGAAGGAAGUGCUUCCUUGCCACGUCUUCCUUGCUCACAUCGCCCACAUCUGCUGCUGCUUCUUCCAUGCCCUGUGGCUCUGCAAGGGAUGUGUUAGACAUCCCACCGUAAGGUCGCAGAGGGUUUGGAGGACAGCCUGCACACCCAAAUUAUCAUGUGUUUUCUGUUACUGGAUACAAAGUUGAAGGUGCCAAAUAAUUGUUUGAAGUUGUUUGCUUUGCCAAGGAG
This is a messenger RNA of Podarcis raffonei (Aeolian wall lizard), 5776 nucleotides long. It is a transcript of the gene SPECC1, whose product is annotated as sperm antigen with calponin homology and coiled-coil domains 1. The coding region runs from base 239 to 3364 and encodes 1041 amino acids. Lineage: Eukaryota; Metazoa; Chordata; Lepidosauria; Squamata; Lacertidae. The record is from RefSeq and is a predicted model, not a curated record. The transcript has 16 exons. Gene Ontology annotation, molecular function: protein binding. Gene Ontology annotation, biological process: actin cytoskeleton organization. Gene Ontology annotation, cellular component: microtubule organizing center; filamentous actin.